AAACGCUCCUGUGUGCGCUUGCGUUGCUUCCUCUCCUACAGACGUAUGGAUUUUCCGUGCUCACAGACAACAGCAACCUAAACUCGUCUCUACUAGACAUAAGUGAAUUGGAAUCGAAAAAUGUCGACGUUUUCCGACAGCUUCUUAACCAAGAAACAAUCAUCAGGAUGACUCUAGUAAAGAAUGUUCAUGCAUUAAUGAAGGACAUGAUCGAUCUUAAGCAAAAUAUGGAGAAUAUGGAGUCUGCACAACAGAAAACAGAGACAGAAAUUGAUAAAAUAAAACGUGUAGAAAUAGCGACUCUGCAACAGGAAGUAGAUAAACUCAAACGUGAAAACCAGAGACUUGAAAUUGAAAAUGAAAGAUAUGAAGAAAUUCUCAACGCUGUCAAAGAAAACUUUACACAAAUUAACGAAAAUUUCAGAGAAUUUGAGGAAGGGUUUGAGGAGCGAAGAGAAGAAUUUGAGACAAAUACGAGUAUGAUACUUGGCGAUUUGAAAAUUGAAGUUCGUUUUCUUUCAGUUACCCUUCUUGAUUUGAAUAAACAUAUGUUGGAAUUGGACAAAGAUAUUCCUAAAAUGAUAGAGAGAAAAUAUGAACAAUUAUCUACAAGAUUGAACAUUUCUUUGGAAGCAUUGAAUAGUGAUUUACUGACAACCAGCAAUAAGAUAUCACAGUCAGUGACUGAUCUGGAACAUUCACAGAAUGCUAUAAUUUCUUCCAUUUUUGUUGACUUCAAUGCAUCUAUUGACGAGAUUAAGGCAGAGGUUAAACAAAAUUACUUUGACCAGCUGAAGCUUUCCUCUACUGUGUCAUCCCUCGAGGUGUUCCGAAUGAAUUUGACGAACAAUCAAUGUGAUCUGACAAAAAGAGUAGCCUUCACAGCUGGAGUGUCCUCUGCUAGUUCCUCCUGGAACAGCGGGACGUUGGUGUUUGAUAGAGUCGUGUACAGCGUUGGCGGAGGAUACGACUCGAGGACAGGCGUCUUCACUGCCCCCGUUAGUGGACAUUAUGUGUUUUUCCAUAUUGUGCAAGCCUAUAAUUCACAAUAUAUUAUGACAGAGAUUGUGCUAAACAGUAAACCAAAAGUCCUAGCUAUGUUGUAUGGUGAAACUUAUGACGCCGGUUCAAACCUAGCGGUAAUGCACCUCUCGAUUGGUGACAAGGUUUGGGUUAGGCGCUAUCGAGGUAGCGGUUACUAUACAGAAGGAAACGCACCGGUCACCACUUUCUCAGGUUUUAAAAUAUAA
Saccostrea echinata is the source of this 1250-nucleotide messenger RNA. RefSeq lists its product as uncharacterized. Lineage: Eukaryota; Metazoa; Mollusca; Bivalvia; Ostreida; Ostreidae. The record is from RefSeq and is a predicted model, not a curated record. Gene Ontology annotation, molecular function: protein binding. The transcript has 3 exons. The coding region runs from base 168 to 1250 and encodes 360 amino acids.